Messenger RNA from Colletotrichum orchidophilum, 1500 nucleotides. RefSeq lists its product as uncharacterized. The record is from RefSeq and is a predicted model, not a curated record. The transcript has a single exon. Gene Ontology annotation, cellular component: cytosol. Gene Ontology annotation, molecular function: GTPase activator activity. Gene Ontology annotation, biological process: positive regulation of GTPase activity; positive regulation of TORC1 signaling. The coding region runs from base 1 to 1500 and encodes 499 amino acids. NCBI's taxonomy places the organism in Eukaryota, Fungi, Ascomycota, Sordariomycetes, Glomerellales, Glomerellaceae.
AUGCGCGUCCCGUCAUUUGAGCAUACCUUCGCCACUCCUCGCGAACACCCUGCAACCAUGAACCAACCACCAGAUUCGCUGUCGCUAAUGACCGGCCUUCAGCUAUGCCUCGCUCACUACUGUGACCAACAUGGCCCGACCCCGCUCAUGGUCACCGAGGGCUUGCCAGUCCCAUGCACAACAUGCUUCGAUGAUGGCGCCGCCGGUUAUGCCGAUCAAGAUCAGCUCCGACCCCGGACCAGCGCCCCAGUCGCGGCUGGAUCUCUGAACCAGACCGUGGCCAUGUCGGAAGCGCUGCGAAAGAUGCACCUCGGCUCGCACCGCAGUUCAUCUCUGUCUGUUUCCGAGAAUGAAGCCCAGAUCCAGCGCGCCGCCAUGCUUCGCGCAUCCUCGACAAAUUCUACCACAAACUCGCCAGCUUCCCCCCUGUCGCCUUCCGCGAUCGAGACCCCACCUGAAAGUCCCCGCCGGAUAUCGGAGCAGCAGCAGCAACCACGACGAGACUCGAGUUUUCGCCGAACAUAUGACGAUUACGUUACGAAGCGCGCCGGGCCUUGUGAAAAUUGCGCGCUGACACUACCGCAACGACAAGGAGGCAAGGACAAAAGCGACUUGAAGGCUGAACGAGGCCCUACAUUGCGCACUCGCGCUCCUUACGCCAGGGUAUAUGGACAGGCAUCGCCACCGACCUCCCAAGCCUCAUCCGCUAGCGAUACCGAUGGAGAAAGCCAACCCGAACGAAUGCACCGAAGGGCGACGGGCUCUACGACAACACGGUCCAGCAUGUCGUCAGGAAGACAUGCUAGUCAUACCCAUUAUCUCGAUUAUACCUCGACCCAUGAACCCCUUAUCCCAGCCUCUUUUUCGAUCGUGCGAUCCUCAUGUUUGCGAACACUUUCGCUGGAGACACUACCUCGCGCCCCUGCCAACCCAACGCCGAGUGCGUCGCCGCAGUCAAGCAACAUACCAGCCUUUGUCACGACACAUAGCGCUGGGGCAGCAGCUUCCGGGGGCCCCAUCUUCUUCGGCGACCCUGUCAAUGGCUACACGACAGCCUACAUCUUUCGUAUCCCAGAUAUGCACGCUCGCGGCCACAAGCGCGUGUAUGCAUUUCUGGCUCUCAGCACGCAUAAGGAGCGGCUGGCGAUGAAAACAUUUGGCUUCAUGGCUGCUGCUUUCCGCGAUCUUGCCUCGUGGAUUCAACAGUUGGCGGAAGCCGAGGCCGAGAAAGCUGCCGAAGCCAGUCCUCUGGGAGGACCCCCGCACCACAGCUCUUAUCCCACGAUGGUCAAACCUGAACGGGAAGGACAAGACCGUGGUGGCAGCAGCUUUCUCACAGGAGGUGGUGGCUUUUCGAGGAGAAUGGGUGGUGGCCCCGGUGGAGUCUCACUCAAGGCCCGAGGCCUUGCUGAGCUCGUCGGCAUGCCCGACUUCUUUAUUGAGCUGCAUACAAAGUUCGUGAAGCUCAUGCUUGAACUUGGCGUGGCGCUGAGCUCUUAG